Thlaspi arvense is the source of this 525-nucleotide messenger RNA. NCBI's taxonomy places the organism in Eukaryota, Viridiplantae, Streptophyta, Magnoliopsida, Brassicales, Brassicaceae. The record is from the annotation of a GenBank genome assembly.
AUGUCGGAGGGAUUCCACAUUGCUUCCCACAGUUUGGACCUGGAGAAAUUCAGCAGGAACAUGGACUGGUCUGUUGUCGAUUCCGAGAAUGCAGAGGACAAUGCUGCUGUAACUCUUGAGCUCAAGGACGGUCCCUAUAGUCGAGCCAUGUGGGACUUUGGUUUCCAGGCUCUGUACAAGGUCGUUGUUGGUGCGGACUGUCUCUCCACCGAGUUAAAAAUAACAAACACAGACAGUAAAGCAUUCUCAUUCAGCACCGCGUUGCAUACUUACUUCCGUGCUUCUGUCACGGGGGCAUCUGUGAGAGGUCUAAAGGGUUGUAAAACUCUCAACAAGGAUCCUGAUCCUAAAAACCCUAUUGAGGGCAAAGAAGACAGUUGGUCUGACGCGGUCUUGUGGAACCCGCAUGUUCAGAUGGAAGCCUGCUACAGAGACUUUGUGUGCGUCGAAAAUGCAAAGCUUGGGGAUGUCAAGCUAGAGCCGGGACAGUCUUGGACAGCAACACAGCUUCUCAGCAUCAGUUAA